AAGUAAAACCAAAGCUGAUUGUGGACUUCAGGAAGAGACAACAGGCAGCAGCUCUAUACUCCUUUCAUGAUUUGCGAAACCCCGGUGGAGAGGGUGAGCAGCUUCAAGUACUUUGGAGCUAACAUCUCCGAGGACCUUACUUGGAAUUCACACAUCCAAACUCAAGUAAAUAAUGAUUAGAUUAGAUUAUUUCUUUAUUGUCAUUUCUUCACAUGUUUCAAACAUACAAAGCAAUCGAAAUUACGUUUCUCUCCAUCCCACGGUGAAGACAAAGACAUAUAACAAACAUCAAAAAGUGUGCAAAUGGCAUGGUAGUGCAAACAAAAUCAAAAAGUGAAGACAAAGACAUUUAUUUACAAAAACAUAAAGCCACGCAAACACUGUACCAUCAGCGACAGCUGAGAAAAUUCAGAGUUUUACCAGCAAUCCUGAAAAUGUAACUCUUUGUAUCUCAGUGUGGGAUGGGAACAGCUCUAGUUAAGACUGCAAAUGCCAGCAGAGAGUUGUGCACUUAGCUGAGCGCAUCUAAGGGUUUGCUCGACCCGGUCUGCAUCACCUCUACCACAAACGCUGCAAAAGCAGAGCUGCUAAAAUCAUCAAGGAUUCCAACCACCCAGACGUGAUGAGAUCUGAAGCUCUGAAAAUCAGCCACGAUUUGGAUGUUCGGUCCACUGGCAAGAUGACCGAUGAAUGCAUCACAAUAGAGUCAGACGAGGAACCAAAUGAACUGCCACCACCUGAGUUUACAUGCCACUGUUGUUAUGAAGUCCUCGUAGAUCCCACUACUCUCAACUGUGGCCACAGUUUCUGUCGGCAUUGUGUGGCACAGUGGUUACAUUCUUCUCGAAAGAAUGAAUGCCCAGAAUGCAGACAGACAUGGCAGGGGUUUCCUAAAGUCAACAUUCUCCUCAGGGAUGCAGUGGAGAAGUUGUUUCCUGCUGAGGUAAGCAGACGAAAGAGGGUUGUCCAGAAGGACCCACAGUUUCGUUAUUUUCUCAAGAUAUUCCAGCAGUAUGGACAGAUGCUGACCCAAAACAUCCCUCUAUCAAAUGGCCUACAGCAAGCUACACGAAACAGCUUUUUUUUAGGAGUCAUGGUGACAUUGAUCUGCGUGGGGGUUUUUAUGCGGUAUCGGUCGAACAGUGCUGAUUCUGAUUAUGACAUCUUGGUCCAGAAGCCAAUCAGCAGGUGGAAUGCUGAUGAUGUCAAUCUUUGGGUGAAGCAUCUAGGUCCCUGGACCAAUCAGUACAGUGAAGUGUUCCACAGAGAACAAAUAAAUGGCAGUUUGUUGGCUCAUCUAAGAGAUGAAGAACUGUCUGCUGCUCCAUUCAGAGUUGAAAAUCCAUCACACAGACAAGUCAUGCUGGACGAAAUUCAAAAAAUCAGAGAGCUCAAAGUCAAACUGCCACAGAAUCUCUGGGAGUACAAGGCAACCAAUCCUGGAAAAAGCUUGUUCCUACAGUUUGGUCUGAGAGAAUUUCCACGUAUCACUUUUCUCUACUUGUACCUGUUUGAUUAUGAAGACACUUUUCUACCUUUCAUGCACACGUGCUGCCCUGCACACACAAACAAUUUAGUGCAGGAUGUCCCGCCCGACAACAUACUGCAGGAGCCAAGCUUGCGUCAGUGGAUGGAGUUUUGGGUGAAGGUCUGUCUGAUGCCCUAUCUGCUACUGAUUGACUUUGCGUGGAAUUGGCUGAGUGUUCAUUGUUGGAUAUCAUGGAUUGUCAUUGUAAACUCCAUAAUAAUGGCAGUAUUUGAGUUAUUUUAUAUCUGGACACUAUGGAGAAGAAAACAGAUGAGCACCCUCCCUAUGAGGCUUUUUUGGGAUAUGCUUCAUGUGUUCCUCUAUGUGCUGCUGUGGCCUUUGGUCCCUCAGAUCUUAUGUGAUUUUGAAUUCUACGGAGGACUCUUUUUCAGCUCAUUCGUUUGCAUCUGGUGUCGGAAACAUGUUUUUCAGAUGGCACAGCAAUGAUAACUAAAACAAGUUAAAAAAAUUUUCAAACAAGUUUAAACAUGAAGCGCUGAAAACUCUGGAGGAAAUUGAUCAUUACUUAUAACUAUAUGACAGCUAAAUGCAGGGGUGAUUCUAGGUUUUAUAUAAUUUUUGAAUUUUAGACUUUGAACAAUACUAACCUAAUACUAAGCAAUUCCACAAUUGUGUACAUUUACUUUCGUGUACUCAAAUAAAAAUACACUUUUUCAAGUGAACAUAACAUGACCAAAGUCACCAAACAUAACACCAUGGUUAACACCUGAAGCUCCGAAGCACCAGAAGGACAAAGCAUUUUAAAACACACUUGUGUUUUGGAUGACCUGUCUGACCAAUCAGAAGAAGUUAAGGGUUUCAGAAGGAGGGCUUUAUAGAGUUUGGAAGUAACAGCAUUACAGACAGACUGGGAAAAGAGGUGCUGCAAUAAUGUAAAAUCUGUGAAAAAUAUUCUAGUAUAUCGCAAAAAACAAAAUCGUUGUAAAUGCAAAUUUGUAAAUGUACAAUUUGCUAAUCUUUAUAAUUUUCUCACACUAUAAUUAAACUAUUUUAAUAGUAUUUCCUCUAAUUUAUGGCCACUUCAAUGUAAGCUAUAAUGGCAUAUCUGUCAUCUAAUCUAAGUUGACGUCACUUGUCAUCAUGCUAACUGACUAAAUGUCUUACAGUUUUAGAAAAAGUACAGGCUUACCGUUUUAGUAAGCUGUCUUGAUAUUGUCUCAUAAAGCAUAGGGAUGAGUACGAGCCUGACAAUUAUUUCUGACGUGUGGAUUUAUUUUGAAAUCGUUUGAUACAGUUAUCAUCAAAUUUAACUGUGGUUUUGAAUCGCUCCCGCCCUACUGUGAUGUCAUCCUCCACUUU
Misgurnus anguillicaudatus (oriental weatherfish) is the source of this 2848-nucleotide messenger RNA. The record is from RefSeq and is a predicted model, not a curated record. Lineage: Eukaryota; Metazoa; Chordata; Actinopteri; Cypriniformes; Cobitidae.